AUGGAAACGCGGAUCAAGUUGCUGAUUGAAGAGAAAGAAUCGUCGGUGAGGGAUUUGAAGGAGUCGAAUAAACUUUUAGAGAAGCUGAAGGAUGAUAUCAGUGUGAUUGUUAGGGAGAAAGAAGAGGUUGAGAAGGAGAAGAAUGGGGAGAUUGGCAAAAGGAGAGAGUUGGAGAAUGUUAUGACCGGAAUCAAUGAGAUGGUUGCUGGCUUGAAGAAAGAAGAGGCGAAUCUGCAGAAGAUCAUGGCUGAGUUGGAUAAGAAGUGUGCUGUGGGUGAGACAAAGCUUAGUGAGAUGUGGAAGGAGACUGAUCGAUUGGUUGGGGAGACGAAGUUGAGUGAGAAGAGGAUUAAGGAGUUGGCUGGUGAGAAAGGUGUAAUUGAAAAAGAAUUGAAUGAUGCGCGUAAGAAUUUAACUGAGAGGAGUCUUGAAUUGGAGGGCUUAGCUAAUGAGAAGAUUGUGAUUUUGGAGGAGAAAAGUAGUGUGGAGGGCCGAGUUAGAGAGUUGGGAAGCCAUGUUUAUGUUGAAAGGGAAGGAGUGGAGCGUUGCCUCGACGAGGAGAAGCAGAAUGCUCUGAAACUGAAGGCUAAGAUUGAAGAAAUGGAGAAAAGAAUCCAGGAAAGCCACAAGGGUAGUAAGGAGGUGAAGACAGAGAAGGCUGCAAUCUUGAGUGAGAGAGUGGAGUUAGAGAGCCAAUGUGGAAUGCUGAGAGAGGAGAUUGCUUCUCUGCAAGAAACCAUGGCUAAAUCGCGGGCUGAAUUCAAAUCAAUGAAGAGUAAGGCAGAGACUGCAGAUGCCAACUUGAAGCUAGUGCUGAAAAUGCUAAAGGGCAUAUCGGCCUUCUGCUCUAAAGAGGUGUGUGAGGGCGAAGCUGGCAAUGUGCAUGCUAAUGGCGAGGGACUGAAGGUGCACAUUGUGGAAAUGGAGACGAUAAAGAAUGCUUUCAAGAGCAAAGCUGCUAAGGUGGAGGAGAUGAAUAGGCAGUUGAAGGCGCUGCGAAGCAGUGUGUUGGAUGAGCAGAAGAAGAAGAGCUUUUGGACUAUGUUAUCGUCAGCCACCACGCUCUUGGCUGCAUUAUCCCUUGCAUAUGUUUUUCGUGGCCAUUGA
This is a messenger RNA of Salvia splendens (bonfire salvia), 1107 nucleotides long. Its product is annotated as chromosome partition protein Smc. The record is from RefSeq and is a predicted model, not a curated record. Lineage: Eukaryota; Viridiplantae; Streptophyta; Magnoliopsida; Lamiales; Lamiaceae. Bases 1 to 1107 code for a protein of 368 amino acids. The transcript has 2 exons.